CUCAUGCUAAUGAAACAAAGCUAACCAUUCAGCCAAGGACGCUUGCUUUGAUACAUUUCGUUAAAAUUGCCCAUUUGGACAACCGUUCAAAGAUUAAAUUAAAACAGUCGUUAUACGGAAUAUCACAAAAGACACUAGACAGGAUGGCUGCAGACUGGUUGGGUAGUCUGGUCUCGAUAAACUGCGGAGAAGCCCUGGGGGUGUACCAAGGCGAGGUGUCGUCUGUGGACCAAUCCAGCCAGACCAUCUCCCUCAGGCAGCCCUUCCACAAUGGAGUCAAGUGCCCUGUGCCCGAGGUCACUUUUAGUGCCAUGGACAUCAAGGAGCUUAAGGUCCUGGACAUAGUGAGCAGUAGAGGUGGUGUGGUUCAGAAGAUCAGCGCUCCAGUGUCGGUCCCACACAGAGGACACCACAGGACCCAGGAGAGGCUGGCUUCACCACAGCAGCAGUGCUCUAAAAGUUCUGGAGAUAAACACCUGGAGGUGCCAGGCCAGCCCAAGGGCUUCCGACGGAGACACAACUCCUGGUCGUCCAGUAGUCGGGGCGCCAACCAGGUCACCCCCAAGAAGAACGGCGUGAAGAACGGAGGAGUGGGUCAGAGGCAGCACAGGGACGAUGAGUGUUUCGGGGACAAUAUGGACGACGGCCUGGACACAGACUUUGACUUCGAGGGGAACCUGGCGCUGUUCGACAAAGCUGCCGUGUUCUCGCAGAUCGACGGGUCGGAUCGCCGCGGUAACGGGGCCCGGUCGCACGGUACGCCGCAGGAGCAGACGUCGUCGCAAUACCGCCACGACAAGAACAUUCUAGAGACCAAACCUGUGGUGUACAGGCAGAUAGCUGUCCCACAACCUGGGGGUAAAGAGUAUUGCACUGAUUCAGGCCUGGUGGUGCCCUGUAUUUCCUAUGAGCUGCACAAGCGUCUGUUGUCAGUAGCUGAGCGUCAUGGCCUCUCAUUGGAGAGGAGGCUGGAGAUGACAGGUGUUUGUGCCAGUCAGAUGGCCCUGACGCUGCUGGGCGGGCCCAACAGACUGACCCCUAAGAACGUGCACCAGCAGCCCACUGUGGCUUUACUCUGCGGCCCUCAUGUCCAGGGAGCUCAGGGCAUCAGCUGUGCUCGUCACCUGGCCAACCACGAGGUGGAGGUCAUACUCUUCCUGCCUAACUUUGUCAAGGUGCUGGACGCCGUCGCCAGCGAGCUCAACCUCUACACCAAGACAGAGGGCAAACAGGUCUCCGUUAUUCAAGAGCUUCCAGACAGCCCUGUGGACCUUAUCAUCAACUGCCUGGACUGUCACGAGAACGCCUUGAUUAUGGACCAGCCGUGGUACCAGGCCGCUGCGGACUGGGCCAACCAGAACAGAGCUCCCGUGCUCAGCCUGGAUCCUCCAGUCGGCGGACAGGGCCAUGCCGUAGAAGCCAAGUGGACACUGUCUCUGGGCCUGCCGCUGCCGCUGUCGGAGGAUGCAGGCAGGGUCUACCUGUGUGAUAUUGGGGUUCCCCGACAGGUGUUCCAGGAGGUCGGGAUCAAGUAUCAUUCUCCGUUCGGUUGUAAGUUUGUGGUGCCAUUGCACUCUGCGUAACUGAAGGGUUCGAUUUACACAUUGACUCUUGGGCGUACCCUACAUCUCUGGGGGCGUACCCUACAUUUGUUAUGAUAAGUAAUUUGAACUGUGUUUUAACUGGACUGCAACCUUUGACCUUCAGAUUGAACUUUGAGCUCUCACCCUGACUAUUCAGGGUAGUGUUCAGUAUGCACGAAAAGGAAGAAAACUAAAAAAAAUGAAAUGAAACGAGGAGGUUAGUAUCUGAACUUUGCUUGUUGGAGUGCCCUAAUGAACGCGACCCCAGUUUGGGGGAUUUGACUACAAGCAAGCCUUAAAUUCCUUUUAUUACUAAUGCAGUUAUAUGUCCAAUAUACAUUCAUACAAUCCUUUUCCAGGAUUGAACCAAGGAAUGAGAGGAGAGGUAUUAUGAUGACGCCCUGAGACAUGGCUGUUAACUAUAACUAUAUCCUUUAUAAUAUAGACUAUAUCCUCAGACAAUGUUGGGUUCCAGAAACCAUGAAACCAUGAGGCCGAGACAGAAAAACUAACCACCAGUCAGCGGCCUGCUGUCGAUGUGGAGAGCCCAUCUCAUCCAGAUCAGCAACCUCCGUUUCUGUGGAGGGUAAGAAGGUAGGUAAUCGCUACAUGUACUGUCUUGGGUACAGUCAAGUGAUUCAACAUGUCCAGGGGAGCAAGUACGCUGCCGUCACAAGGACAGGAACCGUCACAGGCCCAGGGGGCUGUCCCAGUCCAGGGGAGCAAGUACGCUGCCGACAGGACAGGAACCGUCACAGGCCCAGGGGGUUGUCCCAGUCCAGGGGAGCAAGUACGCUGCCGACAGGACAGGAACCGUCACAGGCCCAGGGGGUUGU
This is a messenger RNA of Coregonus clupeaformis (lake whitefish), 2419 nucleotides long. RefSeq names its product enhancer of mRNA-decapping protein 3-like. The record is from RefSeq and is a predicted model, not a curated record. The transcript has 7 exons. Gene Ontology annotation, biological process: deadenylation-independent decapping of nuclear-transcribed mRNA; P-body assembly. NCBI's taxonomy places the organism in Eukaryota, Metazoa, Chordata, Actinopteri, Salmoniformes, Salmonidae. Bases 144 to 1583 code for a protein of 479 amino acids. Gene Ontology annotation, molecular function: mRNA binding. Gene Ontology annotation, cellular component: P-body.